Solanum pennellii is the source of this 994-nucleotide messenger RNA. RefSeq names its product caffeoyl-CoA O-methyltransferase 5-like. Gene Ontology annotation, molecular function: S-adenosylmethionine-dependent methyltransferase activity; O-methyltransferase activity. The transcript has 5 exons. Bases 54 to 791 code for a protein of 245 amino acids. The record is from RefSeq and is a predicted model, not a curated record. NCBI's taxonomy places the organism in Eukaryota, Viridiplantae, Streptophyta, Magnoliopsida, Solanales, Solanaceae.
AAAAACACAUAGAAAAUCCUUUCACAAUAAACCAAAAAAAAAGAAUCAAAGAAAUGGCUGAGAAGAAUGGUGAAGUACAGGAAAUCAAACACCAAGAGGUUGGCCACAAAAGCCUUUUGCAAAGUGAUGCUCUUUAUCAGUAUAUACUUGAGACCAGUGUAUAUCCUAGAGAGCCAGCAUCCAUGAAAGAACUUAGGGAGGUGACUGCUAAGCAUCCAUGGAAUCUAAUGACAACAUCAGCAGAUGAAGGUCAGUUUUUGAACAUGUUGUUGAAAUUGAUAAAUGCAAAAAAUACAAUGGAGAUUGGAGUAUAUACUGGCUACUCCCUCCUUGCUACAGCCCUUGCUAUCCCCGAAGACGGAAAGAUAUUGGCAAUGGAUAUUAACAGAGAAAAUUACGAAAUUGGCCUUCCCAUAAUUGAAAAAGCCGGUGUAUCACACAAGAUUGAUUUUAGAGAAGGCCCUGCUUUGCCCCUUCUUGAUCAAUUACUUGAAGAUAAAAACAAUCAUGGCACAUAUGAUUUCAUAUUUGUGGAUGCUGACAAGGACAACUACAUCAACUAUCACAAAAGGAUUAUAGAAUUAGUGAAAGUUGGUGGUGUGAUUGGGUACGACAACACCCUAUGGAAUGGGUCUGUGGCUGCACCAGCUGAUGCACCAAUGAGAAAAUACGUAAGGUAUUAUAGAGACUUUGUAUUGGAACUUAACAAAGCCUUAGCAGAAGAUCAGAGGGUCGAGAUUUGUAUGCUUCCUAUUGGUGAUGGCAUUACCCUGUGCCGCCGUAUCAUCUGAUCAUUUUACAUAUUUUUCUGCUUGUCUUCUUUUAUUUUAAUUCAACUAUCAAAAAAAAUGUUUUUCUGUUUUUUUUUGGUUAUUAUUAUUGAAAGGAAGAAAGUUACCCUUUUGAUUUAUGAGUUCAUUUUCACUAUUUGUAAUGAUAAAAGAAAUUGUAUCUCAAUGUACUUUUUAUAAUUACAAGCAUUAUUGAACAUUAA